AUGUCAUCAUCUUCUUCUCCUCCUCAUCAAUCAAUAUUACCAACAAUACCAAAAUCUGAUUUAGAUGCUUGUCAACUUGAACAAGAACAUGUUCAUAAAGUUUAUAAUAAUAUAGCUCAUAAUUUUAGUGAUACUCGUCAUAAACCAUGGCCACGUGUAGUUGAAUUUUUACGUUCAUUUCCAAGUCAUUCACUUAUUCUUGAUGUUGGUUGUGGUAAUGGAAAAUAUAUGAAUAUAAGAAAUGAUUUAAUGAUGAUUGGUUGUGAUCGAAGUGAAGGUCUUUUAAGUAUAUGUCGUGAUCGUCAAUAUCAAGUAUUUCUUUCUGAUUGUAUGAAUAUUCCUGUACCAACGAAUAUGUUCGAUGGUGUUAUUUGUAUUGCUGUUCUUCAUCAUAUUAGUACUGAAAAUCGUAGAUUAAUGGCUUUAAAAGAAAUCGUUCGUUUAUUAAAACCAGGUGGACAAGCACUUAUUACAGUAUGGGCAAAAGAGCAAGAAGUAGAAAAUAAAAAAAGUACAUAUAUUACUAAUAAAAAUACUAAAACGUGCCCAGUUCAUACAAAAAAUGAACAAACGAAUGAAAUAAUUAUUCAUACACCACGAACUGAAUUUCAACAACCUGAUUGUCUUGUUCCAUGGACUAAACCAACGGAAAAACUUUUGAGAUACUAUCACGUUUUUGUUAAAGAUGAACUUGAACAUAUAUUAAGUCAUAUAUCUCAGGUUAAAAUCAUUAAUUCAUAUAAUGAUGAUGGAAAUUGGUGUAUUAUUUUUAUGAAAAUGGCUUAG
This is a messenger RNA of Adineta steineri, 786 nucleotides long. The record is from the annotation of a GenBank genome assembly. NCBI's taxonomy places the organism in Eukaryota, Metazoa, Rotifera, Eurotatoria, Adinetida, Adinetidae.